AUGAUAUAUUGCCUGUACAUUAUUAUUAAACUUUAUUUUAAUAAAUUUUCUUACUGUAUGAUAUUUCAAAAUAUUGAUCAUCUUUUUAAUAAAGACAAAUUUUAUUUGGAUACAAUACGUUCGAAAAAUGGACAUUACAUUCAGUAUUACCCUAAUGAUGAUUCAUCAAAAAAAUAUAAAUGUAACAGCAUUUUUGAUAAACUUAAUCCUCUGUGUAUGCAUUUAUUUAUUGAAGCAUACAAAAUUCCUGGAAACAUAAUGAAUUUUAAAAAUAACAAUAAGGAGUAUGUUGGAUACAUUCUGAUGUUGGUAGGAUGUAUGUUAAGCCUAAAGAAUAAUGAUGGAACCAACAAUCUAAAAUAUUUUUAUAGUACAUUUAUAAAUAGUGAUGAAAAGUAUAAUAAGGCUAUAAAAGAUGCUACUGAUUAUAAGAGUUAUAAGGAUCUUAUAGAUAAAAAACAAGAUUUGAUGAAUAUGAGAAUUAUAUUUAAAUUUUAUGAUGCAUUUAAAAUAUUAUGUAAUAUGUAUAGUGAGUAUAAAAAAGAAAAUACAGAUUGCAAAAAUUAUUUAAAAAAAUCUAAAUAA
This is a messenger RNA of Plasmodium yoelii, 585 nucleotides long. RefSeq lists its product as uncharacterized. The coding region runs from base 1 to 585 and encodes 194 amino acids. The record is from RefSeq and is a predicted model, not a curated record. The transcript has a single exon. Lineage: Eukaryota; Apicomplexa; Aconoidasida; Haemosporida; Plasmodiidae.